Molecule: messenger RNA, 1431 nt
Organism: Uncinocarpus reesii 1704
Lineage: Eukaryota; Fungi; Ascomycota; Eurotiomycetes; Onygenales; Onygenaceae
Exons: 2
Coding region: 1-1431 (476 amino acids)
Biological process (GO): regulation of transcription by RNA polymerase II
Molecular function (GO): RNA polymerase II cis-regulatory region sequence-specific DNA binding; DNA-binding transcription factor activity, RNA polymerase II-specific
Source: RefSeq, a predicted model, not a curated record
AUGGAGGAAGCUCCUAUGUCUCACUCCUUCCAGAAUGUGCAGGCACACACAAGUUAUACUCCCCUGGAUGCGUCGCAUCUGAAUGGAAAACCGUCGCCACAACAACGCUCAUACCCUUUGGAAGCCGUCUCAGCUCCGGAAACUUGUCUGGAAGAACUUCUAUUUCCGUAUUUUCCCAUCAACAUGCUUGACUUAACGAACGGUUCAAAAAGUCAACUUUCGCAAUCGAUGUCCGAUACGCUUCCUGAAACGUAUGCGUGGGGAUUCGACCAGAAUGAAUUUUACAGUGAUUUCGGGAUCUUUGAUCACGACAUUCAGGAGGUCGCCGAUACUAUCAUCCCGUCGCCAGCCCAGUUCAAGUCCACUUUCUCUGAGAAUUGCGACCAAUUUGACUUGAUCAACCCGUUUCCUGCCCUCCAAGAUCUUGAGCAUCUUGCAGGCUUCAAAGAGUUCCACGCCGCGCGCAAGCCAUAUGGGCCGAAUUCACCGGCAUCAUUUCCCGACAGCGAAGUCCUUCACCCCCAGUACGAUAUAUCAGGCUCAGCCGGGUUUCGGCCAUCUUUCAAAAGCUCAACCCCACGGCCUGGAAGUGCAAUGUAUUCGUCCUUCACCGCAGAUAAUUCGAUGGCGUCCAGCCCAUUAGGAGAUUCGCAGCCGCUUCUUCAACCGCGUUCUGUUCCGGAUAUUGGGCUUGGGCUCUUCGAAGAUGAUUCAGAUACGGAUAGCAUUACAUCAGACGAGCCGUAUGCAAGAUUGAUUUGGAAAGCACUAAUGUCCGCUCCCGGUCAUAAGAUGGUUCUCAAAGAGAUCUACGAAUGGUUCGAGAAGCACACCAACAAGGCGAAGAACCCCGAUUCGAAAGGAUGGCAAAACAGCAUUCGUCAUAACCUUUCCAUGAACGCCGCAUUCGAAGCAGUCCGUGAAGCCUCUUCGCCUGGAGGAUCGCCAAAGAGAUCUGGAAACGUUUGGGUUCUCACCAAACAUGCUGUCAAACACGGCGUACAGUCAACGACUAGGUACAGGAAGAUGCCAGGUAUUCACAAGAAGACCACAAAGUCUGAGCACCCGGCGCCGCAACGGCAACGAUCAGGAGCGAAAGGCGGACGUGCAGCCAGGAAGGCAGCGAGGUUCAGACGAGCCCUCCAAGAGGCCCAGAAAGCGGGUGAAAAUCAUUGCUAUCCUGAAAAUCUGAACGACAUUACAACCCAGGCAUCUUACACGACAAAGGAGCGCCCGCUGUCUCCACCGAAUCCUGAGAUGAAUUUUGCUGUCGAGGGUUAUGAUCUCAGCUACCUUUCAGGCUGUACUGAUUUCCCACCUGAAUCUCCAAUCUUCUAUCAUACCAUCGGUACUGGAGAGCAGGCGCUGAUCCCCGAUUAUUCUAUCCUGGAUGGCCAGGCGAUUAGCCCAGAUUUCAAUCCAUUCAUGUAA